AUGGGAUUACAAAUCCUGAUCGUAGUGUUGUCUUUUGCGGCUCUAACUGUGAUUAUUAUAUUCAACAAGGCAUCCUACCGAAAACGUCACAGCUCCCAAAUGCAUCUUACAAAUCGUUACCAAUUGAACGAGAAUAUCCGAGUUGGAAGUUAUUUGAUGCCGAUUGCCAUCAAUGAAGUACUUGUUAAG
Ostertagia ostertagi is the source of this 189-nucleotide messenger RNA. The record is from the annotation of a GenBank genome assembly. Lineage: Eukaryota; Metazoa; Nematoda; Chromadorea; Rhabditida; Trichostrongylidae.